Molecule: messenger RNA, 661 nt
Organism: Aspergillus novofumigatus IBT 16806
Lineage: Eukaryota; Fungi; Ascomycota; Eurotiomycetes; Eurotiales; Aspergillaceae
Exons: 3
Coding region: 5-373 (122 amino acids)
Source: RefSeq, a predicted model, not a curated record
CUCCAUGAUCGCUGAACAGCUCGAAUUCAACGUCGACCGCAUCGACGCCAAAAUGGAAGAGCUCCUGGCGUACAUCCUUCGAGGCCCACCCGCAAAUGCAGCCCCCAACACACACCCAACCCUCUUCUUCCUCUUCGACUUCGUCCGCAACACCCACCGCGAACUGCAAGAAAUCGACAUGGACAAGUUCCGUGCCGGCGACGCCAACGCCCGCAGCAUGGCCCAGGACGUCCUUGGCCGGAACAACUUCACCAACACCCUCGUCAACGAUACCACGGGUAAACUGGCGCUGAUGACGGGCGGCGAUCCCAACAACCCCGUGGAUUUUGGAGAGGAGAUCCGUGAGAAGGCGAAGGCGCUGGUUGAGGUUUAGGUUUAGCUUUGGAUUUUCUCCCUUCGUUUUUGAGUGUUCCGACUAUUCCUCCGGCUAUCGCUAGGGGGUUGGUAAGUCACUGGAGGAUGGAUGGGCCACGAAGGGACAAGGAGCUGGUCCUUCUGCCCUAGUUAGCAUCUCCAUUGUUCCCAUCAAGGUCUAGGAUGAGGAAUGGAUCGAGACCUCCCGCAUGAGGUUUAUACCAGGCUGAUUACUGAAUGGCCGAUCUCUCGUUAACAUUACUGUGUAUGAGCAAGACGGACACGAAUGAAACUUUGUAUUGUUGCA